UCGUUAUUUCCAUUAGACAUCAGAUGCAUAAAAAAAAUUAAUACAUUUCUAUGUUGGUAGCUAUGGUUGUCAUCGAAAUUUGAGUUCCAGUAUCGAGGUCUUUCUUUAACCUCUCUGAAGUUUGUGGCGUUCAAGAUAAAACGCAACCACCAAAAUGGGUAAAGUCAAGUGUUCCGAUUUGAGAACUAAAGACAAAAAAGAGCUCACGAGGCAACUCGAUGAGUUGAAAAAAGAACUUACUAGCCUUAGGGUGGCUAAAGUUACUGGAGGUGCCCCUUCCAAAUUGUCGAAAAUCCGUGUUGUGAGGAAGGCAAUUGCUAGGGUAUACAUUGUUAUGCACCAAAAACAGAAAGAAAAUUUGAGGAAGUUGUACAAAAACAAAAAGUACAAGCCUUUAGACCUCAGACCCAAGAAGACCCGUGCUAUCAGGCGUGCAUUGACCAAACAUCAAAUCAGUCUGAAAACCCCUAAAGAAAUCAGGAAAAUGUCUAUAUUCCCCCCAAGGAAAUUUGCACUUAAGGCAUAACCUGUAAUGUAAAAAAAUAUAAGUUUUCAUUAAG
Harmonia axyridis is the source of this 560-nucleotide messenger RNA. RefSeq names its product 60S ribosomal protein L35 (gene RpL35). Gene Ontology annotation, cellular component: ribosome; cytosolic large ribosomal subunit. The transcript is spliced from 3 exons. Gene Ontology annotation, molecular function: mRNA binding; structural constituent of ribosome. Bases 155 to 526 code for a protein of 123 amino acids. The record is from RefSeq and is a predicted model, not a curated record. Gene Ontology annotation, biological process: maturation of LSU-rRNA from tricistronic rRNA transcript (SSU-rRNA, 5.8S rRNA, LSU-rRNA); translation. NCBI's taxonomy places the organism in Eukaryota, Metazoa, Arthropoda, Insecta, Coleoptera, Coccinellidae.